Molecule: messenger RNA, 4492 nt
Organism: Haemorhous mexicanus (house finch)
Lineage: Eukaryota; Metazoa; Chordata; Aves; Passeriformes; Fringillidae
Gene: SIRAL1
Product: family with sequence similarity 118 member B
Exons: 7
Coding region: 2953-4263 (436 amino acids)
Source: RefSeq, a predicted model, not a curated record
GGGGGGGCUCUUCUGGAAGAGCCCAUCUUCCGGCGUGGUGCUGGAUCACUUGGCUUCAUUUUUAAACACCCAGGUGUAGUUUUAGUUGUGUGUUGGGUGCUGAGCAUGGAGAUGGUGUCAGCAGCAACUUCUCCAUGAAGUGGGGGAGAAGAUGUUUCAUUAAUUUCCCGUUUUGGUUCUGCAGGUUGGGCUCUGGUGUUGACUGUGUGGUGUGGUUGUGUUUUGCAGAGCUGCAGAGAGGUUUUUGUAAAUACACACCCUGUGUGAACCUUGGCCUUCGUUUGACACACGUGGUGUUCAGGUGUUUGCUUUUACCUGGGAUACACCUUCACAUUUCCAACAUUUCUGCAGCUGGAUGUGUCUGUGUCACACAGGGAGUUGCUGUGGUCUUCUCCAGUUUUGGUGACUUGGGCACAGUUUAAAGCUGAAAUCUGGAAGGCUUUAGGGUAAAUUAAGGGAUUUCUGUGGUGUGGAAGGAGAAAGAGAAUGCAGCAAACCCACACAGGGAGUCUCUUAGCAUCCCUGAUAAAAGUGAUGGGGACAAGGCUGGGACAGGGGAAUGUGUCAGCUGAUCCAGGAAUCCAUGGAGUGUUGUGUUUACAGUCUUCAGCUCCCUCUAGUCUAAAUAGCUGGAAAGUUCCCAAUGUCUGAGGAAGGCUGGAGAGACACUUGUUAUCUUCAAAGUGCCUGUGGCUCCCUCUCCUCCAUGUCACCUGUGUUCCCAGGGGGAACCUGCAGUACCUGGUGUGGUUUUUUUCCCAUGGCAGCGUCAUGCUCUGAGGUAAUUCCAUUUAAUUUUGGCUACCUCAAUUGUGCCAGAACAAUCCAUCCCUCUAGCAAGCAGAGUUUCUCCCCAGGACUAAAAACUGGAGGUUUCUAUUUCUUGGCUGAAUCCCCAUGAAUUCUUUUUAAGACCUGUAAUAACUUUUCUGGAACUAGGCUGUAUUUAUAAUGGGGUUUUUGUUCCUUUAUGGCUCUCUGCACUAAAUAAUAGACUUGAAGGUUGAAGGUCAUUAUAUCAGAAAACCUUACAAGGUGAUUAUAAUUCCAAAAGGUGUUUUUUCCUAAGUUUAAAAUUGCUUUUGAAAUGUCGUUUAGAGGCACUUAAAAUUGAUUUGAUGGCUCCAUUCCUGCUGUUAAUAGCAUGGGAAUGUGCAGGGUGUGUGAGAUGGGAGCAGUGCUGAGGCAGGUGGAAGCAAACAGGGGAGCUCUAAGUGGGAGUUUACAAACAACCUUGAUAUUCGAGGCUCAGCUGAUGAUUCACAAUGCAAAGAUAAUUAUAAGCUUAAAUUAUAUCCAAUUUAGAAAGCAAGGAAGGAUUUACCUUCAGCUGUAGCUCUGCUUCUGCACAGGGGCUGAGGGCAGCCCUGGCACCAGCAGGAGCUCAAACUUCCCUCUGAAACACUCCAGUUAUCUAUUGUUACUGCCUACCUUAUCUAAAGCAUCUUUGCACCACUAAAUAAAAUCUGUCUGGCUGUGUGGAAGCAGCCUGUCCUCCCAGAAAAAUCAGCUAAUCCAAAAGGAGAGAUGGGACCCUCCUGGGAAGGAAAAAGAGGGAUGUUCCCCCCUUUAUCCUGAGCAUGCUUGGCUGCAUUCAUUCAGCAGGGAUUUAAUGGUGAACCUGACAGAUCUGUGUCCAGCAGGUCCUCCUGUCUUCCUGAGAGUCACUACUUUGGUCUUUGGAGAUGUAACCCCCCCAGAAUAGUUCACCUGACAGGUUGCAGGUAUUCAGGGGCAAUGAGGCUGCAGAGAUUCAUUGUCAGAACAGCACUGAGCUCCUGGGCUGAGUGUGGGUUGGAAAAAUACAAUGUUCACAAGAGGGUGUGAUGGAGGAGCCCUGCCUGGCAUACACAGAAGGGGGAAAACCAGGAGAUUCCUCACUUGCUAAAGGCCUUUGACACUUUUAUCCAAAAUCUGGGCCCUACAGUAAGGCCCAGUAAGAUAAAAAGGUGAUUAUUUGGAGUGAUGAGCAGCUUGUGUUCAGUAAUGUUUCAGGAGGUAGGUAGUGAAAGCCAGCUCUUUGAGGUGUUCUACUGUUGGUACAAUGAUUUAUUUUUGAGCAAGGUGGGGUGUGGAAAGUGUCCCUGCCCAUAUCAGGGGGGUGGAAUGACACGAGCUCUAAGGUCCUGUCCAGCCCAAACCAUUCCAUAAUGCCAUUGUAUAAAGUUUUCCAAAGGGGUCAGAGGGUAAAGGCUCUGACACUGACAGUGUCACUUUGCCCUGUUCUCAUCAUCCAGCAAUGAAAGGUGGUGCUUUCCUGGAAUACUGGCUGAUUUCUCACAUGAUCCAUGCCAACACUUGCAGGUCCUACCUGGAGAGACCUGCCAUUGUCACCUGCUGGACUGCCAGGGAGCAAUCACAGCGUGUCAUCUCUAGAGCAAACCCUCACAUCUCCCUGAGAUGGCAAAACCUGCAAAAACUCAGUGAUUUUGGGUCAGCAGCUCUUCCUCAGCAUUUCCUCUGGCCAAAAGCCCUUGUCUAACAGAGUUUUUGAUGGACUCUUCAUUACAAUUGACAAAGAAAAAGCAGAGGAGGGUGAACAGUUCUGUUAAUUUUCAUUCCCUUUUCAUAGACUUAUUUGGGAGAAGCAGAGUGGGAGAGUACUGCGUGCUGGCAGAGCUUUUGUGUUUUAUGUGACGGGCUGUUGAAAGAGUUCUCAAACUGCACUUCCUUUCUGUGGGCUUUAAGGUCAUUUCCCAGUGCUUGCAGGCUCAUGGAGGGCUGGGAAACCCUUCUCUCAUCACCAGGGAAUGAAAUGCUCUCCGUGGCUUUUUGGAGCCAACAAAAAUCUCUUUGUCUUCUCUUCCCUCCCACUGUUUCCCAAGCAGCAAGUUUGCUGACGGGCCUUGUCAGGAAGGGGGGAGUGCUGCUCCAAGAUCCAGGCUCUCGGGGAAAAUGAGUGGCUGAGGUGAAACGAAGGGUCUGGCAAAGUGUGUUUUGCUGAGAAACUGGAUGGCUUCUACGGUGAACCUGGGCAAGGAAACAGUAUUGGAAGAUGGAAUGCCACCUGCAAAAAAACCCAGGAAGCUGUUGCCGAGUCUCAAAACCAAGAAGCCUCGGGAACUUGUCUUGGUGAUUGGGACAGGAAUUAGUGCUGCAGUUGCUCCCCAGGUCCCAGCGCUGAAGUCCUGGAAGGGGCUGAUUCAGGCCCUCCUGGACGCUGCUAUUGACUUUGAUCUCCUGGAAGAUGAGGAGAGCAAACGGUUCCAGAAGUGUCUUCACGAAGACAAGAACCUGGUCCAUGUUGCCCACGACCUUAUUCAGAAGCUGUCUCCGCGCACAAGCAAUGUUCGCUCAACCUUUUUCAAGGACUGUUUAUACGAGGUGUUUGAUGACCUGGAAUCCAAAAUGGAAGAUUCUGGGAAACAGCUGCUUCAGUCUGUGCUUCACUUGAUGGAGAACGGGGCCCUUGUGUUAACCACAAACUUUGAUAACCUGCUGGAGCUGUAUGCAGCACACCAGGGGAAGCACCUUGAGUCUCUUGACCUGACUGAUGAAAAGAAGGUGCUGGAGUGGGCACAAGAGAAGAGGAAACUCAGUGUCCUGCACAUCCACGGCGUCUACACCAACCCCAGCGGCAUCGUCCUGCACCCGGCCGGCUACCAGAACGUGCUGCGCAACACCGAGGUCAUGCGAGAGAUUCAGAAGCUGUAUGAAAAUAAGUCCUUCCUCUUCUUGGGCUGUGGUUGGACAGUUGAUGACACCACGUUUCAGGCCCUGUUUUUAGAGGCUGUCAAGCACAAGUCAGACCUGGAGCACUUCAUGCUGGUGCGGAGGGGGGAUGUGGAUGAGUUCAAGAAGCUCCGUGAGAACAUGCUGGACAAAGGGAUCAAAGUGAUUUCCUACGGAGAUGACUACGCUGACUUGCCCGAGUACUUUGAGCGGCUGACAAGCGAGAUUGCCAUGCGGGGCCGCACAGGUGUGCCCAAGGAGGGGCAGCAGCUGAACGGCUCUGCCGCUGCCCACACUGAGGUAAAAGGUAAGGCAGGCUCUCUGGAGCCAAGGGGCUUCACCCUGUGCUGCUCCCUGGAGUCCCAGGCAGGUUUUCAGCCUUUGCUUCCACGCAGGAGGCAGCCCCUGAGCCUGAGCCCUGCCCAGGCCCUGAGCUGUGGCAGGGGCUCCUGGGACAGGCCCAGGCCGGGCCAGCAGUCCUCAGGGAGGCCGGAGCCCACCAGUGUCCCACUGCUGUCCAGCACCGAGCCAGGACCCUUCCAGCAGGGACGAGGCCAGGACAGAGCCACCACGGAUGAACACCUGGUCUAACACAGUAAUUGUGGUUUUACUGGGGCUGUGUGUGCCUGCGGAGCGCGGUAUCCCCGAGGGAGCUGCAGCCUCCUCUAACUUCAUACCUAGUGCUUUUAUAUUCUGUAUUUCAACUUAAAAAUGAAACUUGAGCUUUUUUUUUUUACUGGAAGCUCUAGUUUUCUAGUCCGUUCUUUUUACUGUACAGUAUUUUGUAUGUUGAAGUUGUAUUAAAGGCCUGCUCACUGAA